Messenger RNA from Chaetomium fimeti, 645 nucleotides. RefSeq names its product HotDog domain-containing protein. The record is from RefSeq and is a predicted model, not a curated record. The transcript has a single exon. NCBI's taxonomy places the organism in Eukaryota, Fungi, Ascomycota, Sordariomycetes, Sordariales, Chaetomiaceae. Bases 1 to 645 code for a protein of 214 amino acids.
AUGGCCCUCCAACAACCACAACAACAACAAGCCAACGUGGCCGAAAUCGACCAACAACUAGCCUUCUUCCAAGCCAUCCCCUGGUGCGCCUCCCACCUCUCAGACACCCCCACACCAGUCAUCCGCCCAUCCCUCUCGCAGCGCCGCCGCAACGCCCCCGGGGACGUCUUCUUCUCCCACACGCUCAACGCGCCGGGGGCCAUCCCAGCGCUGGUCAACUUCCACGCGCCCCCAUCCGCGCACGUCGUCGCCGACCCCAAAGGCCCGCUGGGCCCGGAGCCGCUCAUCAGCCGGCUCCGGGCCCUGAUCGCGCUCGGCCCCAUGCUCAACGGCUGGGCGGGCGUCUGCCACGGCGGCAUCGUCGGCACCCUGAUGGACGAGACGGUCGGCCAGCUGUUCGUCGCCAACCAGGACCACGGCCUGCUGCCGCAGGACGUGCCCGUCAUGACCGUCUACCAGAACAUACGCUUCGUCAAGCCCGCCCGCACCGGGACUGUGCAGAAGCCGGCCGUGGUGCUGGUUACCGCGCGGGUGGUGAAGAGGGAGGGGAGGAAGUUUUGGUUGGAGGCGGAUGUGCAGGAGGAAGGGGGGGUGGUGCUGGCGAGGGCGGAGUCGUUGUUUGUGACGCCGAGGUCGAUGUUGUAG